AUGGAAGAAACUACUGCUGAAACAAGUACACAAACUGACGUCACUACCACUGCUGAAUACACGACUGAAGAUAGUACAACUGAGUCAAUCACUACUAUGGAAGAAACUACUGCUGAAACAAGUACACAAACUGACGUCACUACCACUGCUGAAUACACGACUGAAGAUAGUACAACCGAGCCAAAGACAACUAUUGAAGAAACUACUGCUGAAACAAGUACACAAACUGACGUCACUAUCACUGCUGUACUCACGACUGAAGAUAGUACAACUGAGCUAAUCACAACUAUGGGUGAAACUACUGCUGAAACAAGUACACAAAAAGACGUCACUACCACUACUGCAUCCACGACUGAAGAUAGUACAACUGAGUCAAUCACUACUAUGGAAGAAACUACUGCUGAAACAAGUACACAAACUGACGUCACUACCACUACUGCAUCCACGACUGAAGAUAGUACAACUGAGUCAAUCACUACUAUGGAAGAAACUACUGCUGAAACAAGUUCACAAACUGACGUCACUACCAAUGAUGCAUUCACGACUGAAGAUAGUACAACUGAGUCAAUUACUACUAUGGAAGAAACUACUGCUGAAACAAGUACACAAACUGACGUCACUGCCACUACUGCAUCCACGACUGAAGAUAGUACAACUGAGUCAAUCACUACUAUGGAAGAAACUACUGCUGUAACAAGUACACAAACUGACGUCACUACCAAUGAUGCAUUCACGACUGAAGAUA
Molecule: messenger RNA, 745 nt
Organism: Saccoglossus kowalevskii
Lineage: Eukaryota; Metazoa; Hemichordata; Enteropneusta; Harrimaniidae
Product: mucin-22-like
Source: RefSeq, a predicted model, not a curated record